AUGGUACAGUUUUCAUCGCCUAUGCUGGACGCGAAGCAGCUACAGCAAUGUCUGGAUCCGAUCUACAAGCUGACGGAGCGUGACAUCGCCAAGCCCACGCCAGAAGUUAUGCGCCUCUUCUACGACGCGGCAAUUCGCGUACUAGUCGGCCGAGCCGUCCUCCCUAGCGACGGCGCGUGCAUGAAUGAGGAGGAAGCGGAGCGGAACCUGGACUUCCCUGAGUUGCACGUAGAUGCCGCCAGUACUCUCCUUCUCUUCCAGUCGCUCCGAGAGCUCUUCGCGGCGACCGGCGUCGAGUGGUUCGCGAUGCGCGACCUCAUCCGGCCGGAUCCCGAACGCACACAGAAGCUGCUCUCCGCUCUCGCCAACUACAAGCGCUUCGGGGACCAGUUCUUUUCCGUGGAGGCGCAAUGCCUGGAGGAAUACGCGCAGGUCGUUGAGACGCACGCCAAGCUCGAAGACGAAGAACUAUCGCUGUCUAGCGAGCUGCAAUGUCUGGAGGAGCGGCAGCGCGACGAGGACGCGGAAGUGGCGGAGGUGGCGGAGGAGGUGGCAGUGAUGGAGAAGGAGCUGCAGCGGGCGCAGGGGGAAGAGGCCGCGGAGCAAGAGCAGCUGGCGGGGCGGAGGGAGGCUAUGGCGAAACUCAUGGAUGAGGCAAGCAGGGUUAUAGCGGCGGAGAAGCAGCAGGCGGCGAAGAUGAAGGAGGAGGAGAUGAGUUUGCGGGCACAGAUAGUGGAGUCGCCGGAUAAAGUCAGAUUAGCAGUGACACGCGCAGAGGAAGCGAUGGAGAGCGAAAAGGAGGCAAGGGAUGCGGUGCUGGUGCAGAUGCGGGAGAACCGCAAGAAGCUGGUGGUCGUCAGAAAGGCCCUGGCGGAGCUUCAGAGCCGGCUGCAGCAGGUCAAGCAAGCGGAUCAAGAGGCAGCAGCAGCGCGCGAGUUGAAACGGCAGGUGGCUGCACGGCAGGCACAAGGAGCAGCAGCAAGGCAGCUGCAGGCAGCAGCGGAGGAGAGGGUCAGCAAGGAGAAGGCCAAAGAGGCGGAGUGGAAGGCGAAGGUGGCAGCGCGCAGGGCAGCCAUAGAGCAGCAGAUGGCGGAGGUGCGGAGGAAGCAGGAGGACGUGCUUGUGUUGGAGCAGGGCCUGGCAGAGGAGGAGGAGCUCUUCCUCGCUGCCAAGGCAGAGGUGCACGGCCAGCUGGAGCAAGUGCGGGGAGAGGAUGAGCGGUGCCAGGAGCUGCACAGGCAGAGGCUGGCGCAUGUGACCGUGCUCUUCAAUACGCUCAACUCACAGGUUGAUUCCUUCCAUCGCCAGAUAGCCGCAUACAUGGAUCCUGACGUUGACACUGCUGCUGCACUGCCCGCUCCUGAAGCACGUGACAUGAUUCCAACAUCAUCCAGAGCCCACGUGCCUGAGUACCAGGGCACAGCUCCUCCCAGCACCCCUGCACAGUCAACUCUGUUGGCUUCAGGUGCAGGUGGGGUGAGUGCGGAGGGUUCAGCAUGUGUGCCACACGCCACACCAUGCUCUCACUCUCACUCUUCGCCAGCCGUGAGUGCACGUGGAGUGGAGGUGUGA
This is a messenger RNA of Closterium sp. NIES-65, 1572 nucleotides long. Lineage: Eukaryota; Viridiplantae; Streptophyta; Zygnematophyceae; Desmidiales; Closteriaceae. The record is from the annotation of a GenBank genome assembly.